ACCGACCGUGAUCCGCCUCAUCCACUUGUUCUGACUUGCAUCCAAUUACUGCUCGGCUUUCUGCUGAAUUCGAGCUGCCAUUCGUUUGCCUCUGGCCUGCUAGAACCUGCGCGCUGCCGCCAUUCAUUCCUUUUUUCCCUACGCUAGUUUCCAUUCCCCUCCACGGACGACGGCUCCCGUCUUUCGUUGCUACCCUCUCUCGCGAGCCCCCUUUGCGCCGUCCUUUGUACACUUCGUUUGAUCCAAUCCCCGGCGCCGGCUGUUCUGCAUUGUUACGUACAUGCGUACCGUCUUUGUGCUACUCCUAGAGCCAUCCACCUGAUCGACCGCACUCUCGUUCUAGCGCAGUCCCUCCUGCGUCUUCUGCGUGUUCUCCUGCGUACCAGUAGCGUACCUCGGACCUCCAUUCCCCGCAUUGAUUGCUGCUUCCGCCAGUUUGCGACAAGUCAAGUUGCUUGUUUGUGUCCUAGGUACCUGCCUACAUACAUCUACGGACUGUCGUAUUACUGUCGAUACUAUUUCCAGUACCUCCUUCAGUACCUCCUUCAGUACCUCCCUCAGUACCUCCCGUAAUUUCAGAUUUGCGACUGGUCGGGUACACUUGCUGUUUCAUUCUGUGUGCAACCACCAUUGUUCACGGCCACGGAAAGAGCUACCUGCGACGACGCACCUUCCGUUGUCAUUAUAUUCAUAAGCUCAAGAUCCGGCCGUACCUGCCUGAUCUCCUGGCUUCCUAAUUCUCACGACUGGCGACUGGCGACCGGUAAUCGGCGACCGCCUGCCAGCCCAUUCAACUCCAAUAACCUACUACCUCUAGAGUCUUUAUCUACGACAUAUCUCUACCACCCACCAUAAUCACCUCCGAUCCCCGAGCUUUGCGACUAUAUCAAACCGCUUCUUCCUCCCCCGAUUCGACUGCGGAAGACGACAUUGCUCCAGGCGGUGUCCGACUCCCAACGAGACACUCCCCGAUUCAACUUCGUUUAGACUAUGGGAGCCGACGACAGCAUCGUAUCUGCGAGAUCCCCAGGUUCAUAGACGAAUACGAAACCGCGCCGCUAUGCUGCGCUCCAGCCGGACAUACCACACGCCCAUGAGAACAAGACCUACAACGAACACCGAAUACCAUGACCAGAUCCCCCUCCUCCUCUCCCAACCUCUCCCACGCCCUCGCGGUCGUCACCCCGCGUAGCCGCCCCCCGCGAUCCUCUACCGAAUCGCCUCCCCGGCGCUACCGCGAAAACGACGACCUCUUGUCCAACCUCACCCCGCGCACCGCACUCGAUACCAUACGGAACCCUACGGGGGAAUUCAGGGCAUGCAUGGCUUCCGCAUCUCCAACUGAGCAGGCCUUUGCUCUCCGAGCCGCCAUCGCUAGCAACAAGAUUCAGGAAUGGCUUGAUGAGCUUUCAUCGUGGCCCUGGCCGUCCGGCGCAAGCUCCGCUGGCUUUCAGGUGCCCGACUUGAAGAGAAGGAAGUUUGAAUCCGCAACCCAGCUCUCCGACAAGCUGUACUGUGGCAGCCUGCCCGCUGCCGAAGUUGCCAAGUAUGAGAAGCGCGUGGAGGAGAUAUACAAGGACAUGGAGGAGAUCGAUAUCGAGGAAAUCAAGAACCAUGUCCUGCGCAACCAUAUUGUUCCGCUAUCAGCCUUCGGUUCUCCCAUCCUGGGCUCGCACCGACCUCUCCCCAGCUAUUCCCAUAUGGACGAUCUUACAGCAUUUCUUACGGCUACUAUCAUGCAAACCCUACCGAAUUUGGCUCGUCUUAGCAGACUCCUAAACUCCUGGAGCAUUCGAUUGCUUGUUUUGAAGAGGGUUCCCGCCUUCUUGGACACUCUCGCUGAUGGAGAGAUUGCUCUUCAAUCUGGCCGGAAUGUAGCUGGAUUGGAUUCCAAUGCUCGCGCGAUACAAAGUAGGCCGCCUUCGCCGCUGUCAUGGGCCGAGUUCAACGUGAUAAAGUCGGUACUGGAAAAGAAAGUCGCAAAGGCCGGUCGCGACCUGGAUGUCAUGCUCGACAGUCUAGAAGGAUGGGAAUACACACUCCCUGACGAAUGGCUGGACCGAGUAGAGUCUCUAGAGAAGCAAUAUGGCGAAUGGGUUGCUGCCUGCGAGCACAAAAUUAAACAAGCAAACUUGAAGAUUGAUGCGCCAACUUAUAGCGACACUGCCGCCAAGCUGGACUUGGAUGAACGGAAACAACAACAGACGAACAAUGCGCCCAUGAAUGGCGCAGUUGCUUUGACCGUCCAAGACCAACAAAGUGAUGACUUGACAGAUAAUCAUAAGACCAUGAACGUCGACGUUCCUCCCCUUAUCAAAGUCCACGUUCCUUUGGAGGGAAUCGACGAGAAUGACGCUGAGAAAGGAGAAAAUGACUCCUGGACGUUUGUGGAUGAAACUGCCGCCCCAGAAACCAAUGAUGAGAGCCUAAUCACAGAGGAGCGUCCCUUGGGCGGAUUUGACGGAUCUGAUAUUGAUGGAGCUUCGGCAAGUGGGAUGAUGCCCUCUCCUAAUAUUGUGGCUAGCUCGAAGGGCUCGAGGCCUCAUUCCUCCAGUCUGAGCUAUGCGACCUCUGAUGGCGAAUAUUUCGAACUAGACCCCUUCGACUCAGAUUUCGACUUCGAUGAUAACCUCGAGCAUGAUCUUCCUGGCUUCCCCCGCUCGAGGCGCGAUAGCAACUUCUCCACCACUUCAACCAUUGUAUUUGGCACUCGAGCACUCGAGCAGGAGACCCCAGAUCGCUCUCGGAGACGGAGUAAGGAUCUUGACGGCAGUCUUUCGGGGGAUGUCAGCCCUCCAAGCUCCCCUCCACGCUUUAGCAGAUCAAAGUCGAGGCUCAGGUCACUAUCGCGCGGUUUUAGCGACAUGCCAACUGUGGCCGAGUUGCCAGACUUUGACGAGUCAAAUCUCGAGUCAUCGGCUGUCAAUGAGGACGGAAACCCAUCCAAGUCUAACGCCGGAGAUUCGGAUGUAAAGCUGGAUCUGCUCCAGCAGCAGAUUAGCGAGAUUCUGGAGUCUGUACCGGCUAAGAUCCGCCUCACCUCUGAACCCUCACCGAUUAAUUUGAAUCCCCCUGAUUUCACUGCCCUAAACAGGAAGUCAUCUAAGCCGGAGCUGCGCAACAGGAGUCAGUCCAGUCUGUCAACCAGGUCUACCUUGUCGUCCCGUGCGGGAACACCCUCUUUUACGCUCGCCCCGGCACCUUCCCGCGGCUCCCGACAACGCAACCGCGGCAGUCAUCGUGAUAUCAAGAUUUACCACCUUACGAGGAACAACGGUGAAGCUCCUAUCAAGCUGUUCAUCCGAUGCGUUGGCGAGAACGGCGAACGGGUCAUGGUGCGAAUUGGCGGUGGAUGGGCUGAUUUAGGCGAGUAUCUUCGGGUUUUCGCCAGCCACCAUCGCCGAAACGUCGCGCUAGAGGGCAAGGUGGAGGUCAAUAUGCCUCGUGUAAUAGCUGGUGGCUCUAGCUCACCCACUCGGCCGCCAUCCACACGGUCUACCCAGGAUCGACAAUCCCCUCCGGAUACUCCCUUGAACGUCCGCAAGACUAGGAAGCCUGCGGAGGCAAGCGAGGAGAACGCCGGAACACCCAAAGCGACUCCUAAGACGCCCUUCGUUCCGGCUGGUAAAGCGACUGCCGUAUCGUCGCCAAGAGCCCCAUCAGUUGCAGCCCGCUCCCGCUCGAUUUCGACUCGCUCUCGCUCAAGCUCCCGCCUCAGCCAUCGUGGUGACGAGGAGAUUGCGCUUGGAUUAGCAGGGCCGCGGACGAAGAACAUUGAAAUGAGUGAGGAGGAUAAAGCGUGGGUGGAGGAUAUGAAGGCUAAGGUGCAGAACGCCUCUGGCAUGAACCGUCAAGUGUCGGACUCGCCAGCUACUGCAGAGGGAAAGUUCGGCGACAUGGGCAAGAUUGGCGGGACGAAACGGGUUUUUAAACGUCAGGGCGGGUUGCCAUGAUGGGAUGGAAUGCAUGUCGGAUGGCACACGGGACGGAACGGGAACGGGACGACACGUGUACGGCAUGAAUCGGGCGAGGGGGCUUGUGGGUAAGGGCUAACGAACUUGAUGUGGAGGAAUGAUCGGCGUUUCAGGGAUUCACGGGCAGGUUUCACUCCUGCUAUCCCAGAGAUUGCGGUGGUUUCACAUGAAGUUUGUCAUUACCCCCGGUUUUGGUAUGGGUGGAGAGUUUGGGAUCUACGGGGCUUAUGCGCAUCAUGUCUUAUGCCGUCCGUUCCUCUAAUCUCUCCUAUCCUGUCGGAUCCCCACACACCCAUGCUGCAUUUCCUUCCUCUAUGCGGUUAUUUUUUCUUCUUUCUCGACCUCGUCACUUGGACGAAGGUCAUCACUCUCAUCAUCAUCAUCAUCAUUAUUAUUACAUGCAUUGUUGUGGGAUUUUGCUACUUUUGUUACUUUCUCUCUACUGUCAACAAAUACCCCCGGAGCUCUCUUGGUCUUUUCACAUCUUUGCAUUCAAAUAUCCCAAUCUUUUUACCAUAAUCAUUAUCAAAUUAUAAACGAAACUCUACCAUUCAUACAUACAUAUUACACACAAUCUUACCAUACACAGACCAUAAACAAAGAGGGAGGAAGAAGAAGAAGAAGAAGAAGAGACAUUCAUAUGUCGGUUUACGACUUUCUUUGUACUACUGUCGGAAAGGAGGAAGGGAUACCCAAGACAAUACAAUACCCAAGGAAGGACGACGGAACGCAUAUGCAAUGGAUGGACGUAUGGUACGCUCACACACACGGACGGACGGACGGACGGAAGGCGAAUCAGGAACAGGAACUCGGACAAAGCAAGACGGGCGUCGGACAAAUUUUCUGUCGGUUUUAGGUCAGGUAUAUGUCAGUUUUUUGUUUUGAUUUUCGGCGACAACGGACGGCGGCGAACGAAGGGUGUUUGGUUGGGUCUUUGUGAGAAUUUGCUGUCUGUCUGUCUGUGUUUCUGAGGAUAGGCAGACGGGCAAAACACAAACCCGCUCGGCGUACAAAACAGCAUUCUUCGGCUGGGGGUUUUAUUGGCUAGUUCUUUAGAUAUUUAUACACUUUACUAUUAUU
Messenger RNA from Neurospora crassa OR74A, 5054 nucleotides. RefSeq lists its product as hypothetical. Bases 1128 to 3953 code for a protein of 941 amino acids. Gene Ontology annotation, molecular function: microtubule binding. The transcript has a single exon. NCBI's taxonomy places the organism in Eukaryota, Fungi, Ascomycota, Sordariomycetes, Sordariales, Sordariaceae. The record is from RefSeq and is a predicted model, not a curated record.